Porites evermanni is the source of this 405-nucleotide messenger RNA. NCBI's taxonomy places the organism in Eukaryota, Metazoa, Cnidaria, Anthozoa, Scleractinia, Poritidae. The record is from the annotation of a GenBank genome assembly.
AUGGCGGCGACAAAGCAGGGGUUUCCGGCGAAAGGAAUUUACUACAGCAGACUCAGUGAACAGCCCGAGAUUGGCUUAUCACACGGUCCUACAGAGUCACCAGUAAGAAAAAGAUCACUAGUGGGACCUGAUUUGGUGCCACAUAUGACUGGAUUUUCUCAGGGUAUCAUACCACCGGGAUCUUCGGUCGAGAGACAUGUGCACCCGUCGAAGUACGAAACUUUCUACUGUUUGAAAGGCCAAGGAAAAUUCAUCGUAGGGUCCAGCGAGGAGACUUGUAAAGAUGAUAUGGAGUUUGAAUUAGAGCCAGGAUGCUGUAUAACAGUGGCACCGCAGUUUUGGCAUUCAGUGCAUAAUACUGGUGACACGGAUGUGAUAUUGCUCUACUUUGGUGUGGCGUGUUAG